AUGGCUGUCGGAAAGAACAAGCGUCUGUCGAAGGGUAAGAAGGGCCUGAAGAAGCGGACUCAGGAUCCCUUUUCGAGGAAAGAUGAAUAUUCUGUCAAGAUACCCAGCGUUGGCAAAACUCUUGUAAACCGCACAACCGGCCUUAAGAACGCCAACGACGCCCUAAAAGGCCGUAUCUUUGAAGUCUCACUUGCUGACCUCCAAAACGACGAAGACCAUGCCUUCCGCAAAGUGAAACUCCGCGUUGACGAAGUCCAAGGUAAAAACUGCCUCACAAACUUCCACGGCCUCGACUUCACGUCCGACAAGCUGCGUUCGCUUGUGCGCAAAUGGCAGACCCUCAUCGAGGCCAACGUCACCGUCAAGACCACAGACGACUACCUCCUGCGCCUGUUCGCCAUUGCCUUCACCAAGAGACGGCCUAACCAGAUUAAGAAGACGACGUAUGCGCAGUCGUCGCAGAUUCGAGCUAUUCGGAAGAAGAUGGUGGAGAUUAUUCAGCGGGAGGCGGGGACGAGGAGUUUGGCGCAGCUGACGAAGCUUAUUCCCGAGGUUAUUGGGAGGGAGAUUGAGAAGGCGACGCAUGGGAUUUAUCCAUUGCAGAAUGUCCACAUCCGUAAAGUCAAGCUCCUCAAAUCGCCCAAGUUCGAUCUGGGUGCUCUACUCGCCCUCCACGGAGAGUCGAGUACUGAUGACAAGGGACAAAAGGUCGAGAGAGAGUUCAAAGAGACCGUCCUCGAAAGCGUUUAA
Messenger RNA from Paracoccidioides lutzii Pb01, 750 nucleotides. RefSeq names its product 40S ribosomal protein S3aE. Gene Ontology annotation, cellular component: cytosol; ribosome. Gene Ontology annotation, molecular function: structural constituent of ribosome. The record is from RefSeq and is a predicted model, not a curated record. Gene Ontology annotation, biological process: translation. The coding region runs from base 1 to 750 and encodes 249 amino acids. The transcript has 5 exons.